Messenger RNA from Schistosoma haematobium, 384 nucleotides. RefSeq lists its product as uncharacterized. Lineage: Eukaryota; Metazoa; Platyhelminthes; Trematoda; Strigeidida; Schistosomatidae. The record is from RefSeq and is a predicted model, not a curated record. Bases 1 to 384 code for a protein of 127 amino acids. The transcript has 5 exons.
AUGAUAACACAAAAAAACCUAGAACGUGAUCCUGUUACGACACUAAUCGUUAAUAAAAUUGCUCGAAUUUCAUUAGCUUUUUAUUACAAGCUGAUUAAUUAUAUUCCAUGUAAAAAAUCCACCAGUGAUGUACAACAAUCACAAAAUAAAACAACAACCAAUCAAACUGAAUGGAAAUGCAAUGAUAAAAAUUCUAUUUCAUUAAGAAAUAACUCAUUGCUUUUAAUAUUAUGGUCACCAGGUAAAAGUCCAGUGACUCCUACAACAUUCGCUGAUCACCCACCGAAAAAUAUGACAUCUUCAAAUAUUUGUAUUCAAAAACACAAAAGUUUAAAUGGGAAAGAUUAUCGAACAUCUAGGUUCACAAUGAUUAUUAAUACAUGA